AUGGAUCCGCGCGGGACGUCGAAAGCCCUGAGCAGUCGGGAAGUGAUCGACAGCCUUGCCAUGGAGUUGGACCAACUGUACAGUCGGAUUCGGCGGUCGGUGAAGCCGUCUCAAGGUACGAGUACCGCUGCAGUCGGACGCACACUGCUCGGGCAGUAUCUAAUCUCCCAAAUUAAGCAUUAUCUGUACAGAUGGUAG
Molecule: messenger RNA, 198 nt
Organism: Soboliphyme baturini
Lineage: Eukaryota; Metazoa; Nematoda; Enoplea; Dioctophymatida; Soboliphymatidae
Source: the annotation of a GenBank genome assembly